Drosophila mauritiana is the source of this 1187-nucleotide messenger RNA. RefSeq names its product alpha-tocopherol transfer protein-like. Lineage: Eukaryota; Metazoa; Arthropoda; Insecta; Diptera; Drosophilidae. Bases 1 to 912 code for a protein of 303 amino acids. Gene Ontology annotation, molecular function: phosphatidylinositol bisphosphate binding. The transcript is spliced from 6 exons. The record is from RefSeq and is a predicted model, not a curated record. Gene Ontology annotation, cellular component: membrane.
AUGGAUAAAGAUACAGGGGAUAAGGAGACCGCCCCCGAGACCAGCGCCUCGGCAGCGGCUGGAUGGAGCGACAAGCUGGCGGAUCUGGUCGCCUGGUUCGAGGCCAAUCCCAAUCUGCCCGAGAAGAUCGAACCCAUAGUUAUGCUACGAUUCCUCAAGUGCACGGCUUUUGAUGUGGAACGCACCAAGGCCCUGGUGGAGCUAAAUUAUAGUAUGCGCAAUAAGAGCCCACAUCUGUUCAUAGAUCGCAACAUGGAGGACGAGAUGACCGCCAAGGGCCUGAGGGUUUCGGACCUUCUGGUAUUACCCGGAGUCACUCCCCAGGGAAAUAAGCUCAUCUUUUUCCGCAUGGCCGACCUGGAUCCAAGUACGCGGAAUUCUGUCGAGGAGACAAAAAUCUUCGUCAUGAUGAGUGAUGCGCGAUUCACGAAGCCGGAUGUGGAGAAAGAAACAGGAAGCGGAGCAGAUUACGUACUAGACGAAGCGGACAUCGCCGAGGGCGAUGUUCAGAUUGUGGACAUUGGGGGCUACACCCUGCGCCACCUGGCCUACGUGUCCAUAUUCGUAUUGCGUGUUUACAUGAAGUUUCUGCAGGAAGCCUAUCCCUCGCGACUCCAGGCCAUGCACGUCAUUAACUGCCCCACUUACCUGGACAAGCUCAUCUCCAUGAUGUCGCCCUUUCUAAGGGAGGAAGUCCGCAACAUGAUCCGGUACCACACAGAGGGUCUGGAUAGCCUCUACAAGGAAGUGCCCAGGGACAUGUUGCCGGACGAGUACGGCGGCAAGGCGGGAACUGUAGCGGAACUCAAGGCGAGAGGCAUCCAGUCCAUCAGGGACAACGCGGCUUACCUCAGCGACGAGCGGUACUGGAAGGUGGCCGCUCAGAGCAAGAGUCGGUGGUCCUGGUUCUGAUAUCCUGAUCAUCCAAUGUGAUAUAUACAUAUUUUUAAAUGUGAUCAAGCAGCGCGUCUUGCCAAAGUGAAGAUACCGAUUAAUUGGGGAAGUCCCACAAACACUUACAGGUUCUAGAGCUCAGUGAAGCUGGCCCUCCAUUAUGAAUUCUUAUUUUCAUAUUUUAUUAUUUUUUUUUUACCAAUUUCUCUAUUAUCAAAUAAGGUGCUAUUGUCGAUUGAUUGACAGCAAUGGGAACAAUAUACUUGACAAAGUAAUAAAUUAUAUUAAUUAUA